Messenger RNA from Ananas comosus (pineapple), 1402 nucleotides. Its product is annotated as S-adenosylmethionine decarboxylase proenzyme 4. Gene Ontology annotation, cellular component: cytosol. Gene Ontology annotation, biological process: spermidine biosynthetic process; spermine biosynthetic process. The record is from RefSeq and is a predicted model, not a curated record. Bases 127 to 1167 code for a protein of 346 amino acids. Gene Ontology annotation, molecular function: adenosylmethionine decarboxylase activity. The transcript has a single exon. Lineage: Eukaryota; Viridiplantae; Streptophyta; Magnoliopsida; Poales; Bromeliaceae.
CACCACUGCCACCUCCUCCUCUUCUGCGCCGCGGCCCCCACCCCAUUCUCCCAUUCUCUUCGCGACCUACUCCAUUCGAAGAUCUGCUAGAUACAUAACUCGUAAUUAAUCCCUGGGCAAUAGCUAAUGGCUGUUUCGGGCUUCGAAGGCUUCGAGAAGCGCCUGGAGCUGCGCUUCUCGGGCGACGACCCGCUCGGCCUCCGCCGCCUCCGCCCGGACGCCCUUGAGGAGGUCCUCGACGCCGUGCAGUGCAGCGUCGUCUCCGCCGCCGGCAACCGCGCCUUCGACUCAUACAUUCUCUCGGAGUCGAGCCUCUUCAUCUACCCCUCCAUGAUCAUCAUCAAGACGUGCGGCACAACCCAACUCCUCCGUGCCGUCCCCGCCCUCCUCAUCCACGCGGAUUCCCUCGGCCUCCGCCUCCGCUCCAGCCGCUACUCCCGCGGCAGCUUCAUAUUCCCCCACGCCCAGCCGUCCCCGCACACCAGCUUCUGUGACGAGGUCCUUUUUCUUCAAGACGCGCUUCCCGCCAGCCUCUCCCUCCAAAAAGCUUGCGUGCUCCCUUCCGGCAGCAGCUCGCACUCCUGGCACGUCUACUCGGCUGCUUCCACUGCAGAGGCCGACGGCAAUCUGCAGCCGAGCAACGGCCCAUUCACUAUCGAGGUCUGCAUGACGGAGCUCCACCGGGAUCUGGCCCGGCGGUUCUACCGGAAGGAAGGGGACGACAGGUCCGGCGAUGCGGUCGGGGCGGAGAUGACCGCGACGUCGGGGAUCACCGGCAUCAACCCGCGGGCUCUCAUCUGCGGCUACGCCUUUGAGCCGUGCGGAUACUCCAUGAACGGCCUCGAUGGCGCCCGCUACUCGACCAUCCACGUCACCCCCGAGGACGGCCACAGCUACGCCAGCUUCGAGUGCGUCGGCGGGCCGGAGGCAAUCGAGUCGCUGCGGAAGGCGGUUUUGAUCUUCCAGCCAGGGGUGGUCUCGGUGUCGGUCUGCAGUCCGGCAUGCUGGGAGGACGACAAUGACGAGAGCGAUCGGGACCAGAUCUGUUCGGCUGUGGCGGAGGUGCUCGAGCCUCUCGGGCUGAGCUGCCGAUGUCGGGCUGCGGACCAGUUCAGCGGGGUCGGCACCGUCACGUACCAGGUGUUUAGGGCGGCUCAUCCGCAUUAAAAUUAAGAAGCGCGGCUUACGGAUAGAUUAACUGGAUUAUCAUUUGCGACGACGACAAUGAUGAUGAUGAUGUGGAAUGCAUGGGAGAAAAUUUGAGGGGAGGGUGUGGGUGUUAUAGUGGACAUUACAAACGAGAGGUUUGAGAUUGGUGGCAGCACCAUGAUACGGCAUCCCACUUUAAGAGUAUCACGCUUGAUGAGUUGGGUACUGAGGAUAUGUGUGUAGUGCGGGUGGA